AUGGCCGCACAGACAGCUGCUGGUGUAGUCAGGGAGCUGGAGGAAGCCCUGGCUGCGGGCUCGCCGUCUGCUUUUUGGUACGCGGCGGCCACCAACACCGGCGCCCGCCAGACCCUGCCGCACCUACCGAGGCGCGUGGCAUCCAACAUCCGCCGCCUCCGUCUCAGUUACAACUACGACAACCGGCCGGGCCGCCUGCAGGCCGCCGAGGAUCGCCACCUGGUCAAGAGUCGCCUGCUGCAGGGCCGCGCCACCUUCCGGCCGGGCCACCUGCCGGCGCUGCACAUCAAACCGGUGGAAAGCAGCGACCAGGCCAACUAUACCUGCAGGGUAGACUUCCGGAUAGCCACGUCGCGACGCACACACCUGAGUCUCCACGUGGUGGUGCCACCGGAACCACCCGUCCUGAGGGCCGGUGGUCAGCGGGUGACGGACGGGGUGUUGGGGCCGCUGCAGGAGGGCGGUGCCUGGGAGAUCACCUGCAGCGUGGCGGGCGGCGACCCUCCGCCCUCCGUUGUGUGGAGGCGGGACGGGGAGGUCCUGGACGCCACGUCGGAGUCCCGGUCCCCGGCACUUACGGUCAACCGGCUCAGCAUCCUCCGGCUCACGCGGGACUACCACAACGCCAGGCUCAAAUGCCUCGCCUACAAUAACAACGUCACCAGCCCCGCCAGUGCCUCCGUCACCGUCAAAAUGAACC
This is a messenger RNA of Eriocheir sinensis (Chinese mitten crab), 700 nucleotides long. RefSeq names its product kin of IRRE-like protein 2. The transcript is spliced from 4 exons. The record is from RefSeq and is a predicted model, not a curated record. NCBI's taxonomy places the organism in Eukaryota, Metazoa, Arthropoda, Malacostraca, Decapoda, Varunidae. The annotation marks the transcript as partial.